Molecule: messenger RNA, 1689 nt
Organism: Arabidopsis lyrata subsp. lyrata
Lineage: Eukaryota; Viridiplantae; Streptophyta; Magnoliopsida; Brassicales; Brassicaceae
Product: transcription factor TCP15
Exons: 1
Coding region: 281-1273 (330 amino acids)
Cellular component (GO): nucleus
Molecular function (GO): sequence-specific DNA binding; DNA-binding transcription factor activity
Source: RefSeq, a predicted model, not a curated record
ACAAAAGAUAUAAAGCAGCAAGAGAAAAAAAAAAGUCCAUGCUUUCAUAUUCAUUGCUUUAAUCUCUCUCUCUCUCGGACAUAGACACAGCUAAGCUUCCCAUCUGAAAGGAGUUUCAUGUCCUUAAGGACCAUAUAACCUCUCUAUCUCUCUCUAAGUAGCAGCAAAAAAACAGAGAUUUAUAGAGAGAUAAAACUAUGGCUCACAUAAAGAUCUAACAGAGACAGUAGUAUAGUCCCACUUCCCCACCACCAAAGCUUCGAUCAUCAUCAUCAACAUCAUGGAUCCGGAUCCGGAUCAUAACCCGAAUCAUCAUCGACCCAACUUCCCUCUCCAGCUUCUUGAUUCUUCUUCCUCCUCUUCCACUUCCUUAGCCAUCAUCUCUGCUACUUCCGAACCUAACUCCGAACCUAAGAAGCCUCCUCCUAAACGAACCUCUACUAAGGACCGACACACCAAAGUCGAAGGCCGAGGCCGUCGGAUCCGUAUGCCUGCCAUGUGCGCUGCACGUGUCUUUCAGCUCACACGUGAGCUUGGUCACAAAUCCGACGGUGAAACUAUUGAGUGGCUACUCCAACAAGCUGAGCCAGCGGUUAUAGCCGCUACAGGGACUGGAACCAUUCCGGCUAACUUCACUUCUUUAAACAUCUCACUUCGUAGCUCAAGAUCUUCUCUCUCUGCUGCUCAUCUUCGUACAACUCCUAGUAGCUAUUACUUUCAUUCACCACAUCAGUCCAUGACUCAUCAUCUUCAACAUCAGCAUCAGGUUCGUCCCAAGAACGAGUCACAUUCUUCGUCUUCUUCUUCUUCACAGCUUUUAGAUCACAACCAAAUGGGGAACUAUCUAGUACAAUCAACUGCUGGAUCUUUACCUACGAGUCAGAGUCCUGCUACGGCACCGUUUUGGAGUAGUGGUGACAACACACAGAAUCUUUGGGCGUUUAAUAUCAAUCCUCAUCAUUCCGGUGUUAUGGCCGGAGAUGUUUACAACCCCAACGGUGGUGGUGGUGGAGGUAGUGGAGCUGGCGGUGGAGUUCAUUUGAUGAAUUUUGCAGCUCCUAUUGCUUUGUUUUCUGGACAGCCUUUGGCUUCUGGUUAUGGAGGAGGAGGAGGUGGCGGCGGAGAACAUAGCCAUUAUGGAGUUUUAGCGGCUUUGAAUGCUGCUUACCGGCCGGUGGUUGAGACGGCGAACCAUAACAACAACCAACAAAACCGCGACGGAGAUCAUCAUCACAACCAUCAAGAAGAUGGAAGCACCAGUCAUCAUUCCUAGGCAAACAUACACAAACAUAUAUAUUCUGUGAGAUUUAUUUUCUUUUUUUGUCCUUUCGUUUGUUUGUUUGUUCUUAACAAGCGUGUUUUUUUGCAUUGCUUCUUUUUCAUAUAUUUUUAUUUAUUUCUAAAUUCUAAUAUUCUGCUCUGAUCGGAUUUCAUCUUGUUUAUUCUUCUGAUUAAUAGAAUGUAUUGAGUAAGUAAUUAAGAACGUGAAUCGAUAUGUUUAGUUUGUGGUUUUUGCAACCAGGCUUUGGUAUUAUUUUUUUCCAGAGGUUUUUGCUUGAAGUAGUAUAUUUGUCUUGUGAAAUGUUUUUCUCAUUACUAUAGAGUGUGAGAGUUUUCUAAUGAGACACACUACUUGAUUAGGGUUUUUGAAUAAUUUCUACAUGUGUUUAAUAAUAUAUGUAUAUUUCA